UGCCUUUUCACUCUUUCACUCUCUCCUUCUUCUCCAACGAAAAGAGCUCAUCAGGCAAAUUCAAGAAACACCACAACACAGCUCCGGGAGAUUUGGUUGUUUCACUCUCAGAACCGGAUUUCUAAAUGGAAGAGGGCUAUCAAGGUUAAUGCCAUUUUGAUACUGAUUGAUCAGAAUUCGAUAUCUGGUGCUGUUGUUUAGAAUUAGGACGAAAAGAAAAAGGUGAAGCUGAAGAAUGGUUGGAAAUUCAGUUGCCCAACUUUCAACUAGCUCAAUUCUGUUGCCUUCAUAUAAGUUGACGCCCAUUCAUCAAAAGUAUUCGAUAAAUUGGUUGCCAUGUCUAAACACAUCGAGAAGACCCAAAAAUAAAUUAUUUACAGUAAAAGUUACAUCUUCCGGUGAUGCUUCGAACAGCCAACAACAACAACAGCCCACCUCUACUUCUGCAUCGAAGAAUCCUUUGUCAGUUGUUUUGGAUGUUCCUAAGAACAUUUGGAAGCAGACCCUACGGCCGUUGAGUGACUAUGGGUUUGGAAAGAAGAGCAUUUGGGAAGGUGGGGUUGGGUUGUUUCUAGUUUCAGGUGCAGUUUUGCUGGCUCUCAGCUUGGCUUGGUUGAGGGGGUUUCAGUUGCGGUCGAGGUUCAGAAAGUACAUGGCCGUGUUUGAGUUUCAGCAGGCGUGUGGGAUUUGCACAGGGACACCUGUUAGGAUUCGAGGUGUGAAUGUCGGAAAUGUAAUCCGUGUUAAUCCUUCUCUCAAAAGCAUUGAAGCUGUAGUUGAGGUUGAUGAUGAUAAGAUAAUUAUUCCAAAAAAUUCAUUGGUUGAGGUGAACCAAUCUGGACUUCUUAUGGAAACUUUGAUUGAUAUUACACCGAGGGAUCCUAUACCGACUCCUUCAAUUGGGCCUCUUGAUCCGGAUUGCGUCAAGGAAGGUCUUAUUGUGUGUGACCGUCAAAAGAUAAAGGGACAUCAAGGAGUGAGCUUGGAUGCAUUGGUGGGUAUUUUUACCCGCCUUGGUCGUGAGGUUGAAGAAAUAGGUGUUAAGAAUACCUAUUCAUUGGCUGAGCGAGUUGCAUAUAUAAUUGAAGAUGCACAACCACUCCUUAUAAAGAUGAAAGCCAUGGCUGAAGAUGUACAACCUUUGCUUGCUGAAGUACGUGAGAGUGGUUUGCUGAAGGAAGUGGAGAGUUUAACCAAAAGCCUUACACAAGCUUCUGAGGAUUUGAGGAAGGUGCACUCGACAGUGAUGACUCCUGAGAACUCAGAACUUAUUCGCAAGUCCAUUUACAGCCUCAUUUUCACUUUAAAGAACGUUGAAAAUAUAAGCUCGGACAUCUUAGGAUUUACUGGUGAUGAAGCUACACGACGCAAUCUGAAGUUGCUUAUUAAGUCUCUCAGCAGACUACUAUGAAGAUGGGAAAGCUGAUGCUGAGGAUCAAAGUAUGAUUUACCUCAGAACACUGGCUUUUAGUUCCUGACAAUUUCCUCACUUAGGGUAUCGCAUACGUGCAAAUUCUUUUCCAGACUUUUGAUUGUCUGGACCUACCGACCUAUGCUACGGGCUAACUAAUGUUGUCCGUCGAGAACAACCAAGAAAGUUUCGCAGACUGCUGCUUCUGGUUUAAUGCUAGUCCGACUCCUCAAGCCAAGUUAUGAAGGUUGCUUCCUAAGUUCUAAAUUAGCUGAACUAUGAGAUUUUUUUUUUUUUUUUUUGGUUAUAAUCCGAACUCAUUUCUCUAUUCCUAUUUUUUCUUGGAAGUAAAUUGUUUUUGCCCCUCCCUCUUAGCCACUUUUUCACACUUUCUGCUGAGCAAACAGCUAUUCUUUCUUUGUCAAAAAAGUGUAAGGAACUAGAAGCUAAGAUGCUUCACUUUCUGUUAUAAGAGAGGUUUCAUUUCGUUUGCCGGGA
Messenger RNA from Oldenlandia corymbosa var. corymbosa, 1909 nucleotides. The record is from the annotation of a GenBank genome assembly. Lineage: Eukaryota; Viridiplantae; Streptophyta; Magnoliopsida; Gentianales; Rubiaceae.